Messenger RNA from Dendronephthya gigantea, 5805 nucleotides. RefSeq lists its product as uncharacterized. The transcript has 6 exons. Lineage: Eukaryota; Metazoa; Cnidaria; Anthozoa; Malacalcyonacea; Nephtheidae. Gene Ontology annotation, biological process: regulatory ncRNA-mediated heterochromatin formation. The record is from RefSeq and is a predicted model, not a curated record. Gene Ontology annotation, cellular component: nucleus; nuclear RNA-directed RNA polymerase complex. Gene Ontology annotation, molecular function: NAD+ poly-ADP-ribosyltransferase activity; zinc ion binding; helicase activity. Bases 174 to 5792 code for a protein of 1872 amino acids.
ACGUGCUGUUGUGUAUUUUUGCACACUGCCGACGUGAUCCACAAUACCCCCUCGUAUAUGGUUUUAUCAUCCUAAGGAAGUCUUCAAAUGUGUCGUCGAAUUAUAUUCGACCUGUUUCAAGUCUAUUCAACUUGUUCUGUCCACUACGGUUAAGACAAACCUGACACAAGGUAAUGCAACACUCUGUAAUGGAUAAAGCAAAAAAACGUUCGGUGCCAAUCUUGGGUCUGAAGGCCAAGAGGCAAACUACCAUGCAAUGGUACAGAGGAAGGUUGUGCCCUAUCAGAAAGGAAAAUGCCUGGUUCAUAAAACCAAUGGCAGAGUUACCAGAGGGCUAUGCAACAGAUAGGGAUGUUUUCCUGUAUCCCAAUUACAUAUCCGAGCACGUUCUUCCUUUGGUUGAAGGGGAUUUGCUUGAGUUUGUCCUCGGCGAUCGAGACAAAACAAAACCUAUGGCACAAAAGGUACGCGUGUCUCAGUACACGCCACGGACACACAAGAAACUAAUUGAGUAUGUCAGUUGUCUAACUGCAGAACUCAAUACAGCAAACGCUAGGAAACUGCUCAUUCAAGUGUUGCCGUGCACGGCAAUGUGGAGGUUUCUUGGCUCGCCUGUGUUUAAAGGUUUAUCAGGUGAAGAAUAUACCAAUGUGUCAUACGUUAAGUUCCUCUUGACAUUACUCAAAGUCGUUUUGCAUCACGGUAAAUCUUACAAAACUCUCUUGGAAGACGUGAUUAGGACCGUUACACGCGGAACGAUGUUUCAAACCACGAACGACCAAAGCCUACCAGCGAUCAUAGCUUCCUGCAAUUACAAUGAUAAUGAUAUGUUCUACUCUGAGGAGGAUGAGACGUUUCUAUCUGCAGAACUAGUCCGAAGUUUUUGCCACGAAGCUGUUCGCCAGGUGCCAUCAGCGACUCGCUGUCUUCUGCCCACGAUAACGGCAAUCAGUAAGAAAAUACCAAAUCCUACAACACCAAAUUUCCUGUGUUCUCUUCUCUCGCUCACCGCCGCAGGAGAACACGGCUUCGCCGCUAACGAUGGUGGCUGGUUUGACCUGCCUUUUAUACCGACAAAUCACGAACUAGCUGGCCAUCUGGUUGAAAAGGACAAAAACUUGAUGCCAGUCAAGUCUCGAGUACCUUACGACGAUCCCGAACAGUAUAUGGACACCUAUUUUCGUCUAGUUCGCGCUGAAACCUUUUCAGCAAUGCAGCACGGAAUAAAGGAUCUGAAAGCUUCGAUACUGGACCUUAGGGACAUGAAUGUUUACUACAAUAUCCACCUCGCUGGUUUUGAACUGCAAAACGGUCGAUUCUCUCUGGCAAUUCAUUUUACACCCACGAAGACGGUAAAGAAAUGGGAAGCCUCGCCUCAACUCAUGUACGGCAAUUUGUUGUGCAUCUCGCUGAACCGAAAGUUCGAUGAUGUCAUUUGGGCAACGGUGUCCAACAGGGAUCCAGAGUUACUAAACAAACAUCAGAUCAUUAUGCUUGACCUGCUGGACGAGAAUGUCAAGAAAAUCAGCGUGAUCAUCAACUCACUUCAAACGCAAGGAGGUUCUGGAGUCAUGGUCGAAUCACCAACCUACUACCACUCCUUGAGUCCUGUCCUGCGAAGUUUAAAAGAAUUCGACAUAGAAAACUUUCCUCUUCGGGCAGAAGUUAUCUACGCUAAUGCAUCACCGGAAAUGCCUGAUUACCUAAAGGAAGCGACAUUUCGUACCUCCAUUGUUUGCUCAGUCAAAAAGGUGAUCAGCACGGUAAAGAAAAGCCAGAAACAGACGUCUGAAAAAGAGGAGGAUUCCACCUCUGUAGAUUCCAGACCUGAAUAUUCCAACUCUGAAGACUCCAACUCUGAUGAAGAAUUUUUAGAUGCACAUUUCCUCAAGAUUGGCUUGGGGAGUAAUUUCGAUAAAAUAGAGGAUUCCAUUGAUACCUUGAAAGAACGUAAAGAUGAAGACAUAAAAAAGUCUGUUAUUGCUUUCGACAACAAAUCGCUUGAAUCCCAAAAAAAGAAUUCAACACCCGAUAACCUUAUACAUAUUUUGAUGGCUUCCGAGGGGUUUUGUCAUAUAAGCCCAAGUGAACUUACAGGUACAUCUGUUAACAAUGGGGAACAAAUAGAUACUGAUCAGAGUAAAGAAGAUAAGGAGAGUCCUCAUGCGAUUACAGUGAAAAAUUGUACCGCGCAGGACGAGCUUGGACAAAGAAUGAAAGUUGAAAGAUUUGUGGAAGUGUUUAACUCCGGUUCAGAGUCUUCCUUAGAGGCAAGUCAAUGCGAAGCCCUAGUUCACGCUUUGAAGAACAGACUGGCAGUUAUCCAAGGUCCACCUGGUUGUGGUAAAACAUUCAUCGGAGUCAAAAUCGUUCAGCUGUUGCUAACCCUUUCGCCGAAGCUUAAAAAGCCAAUCUUAUUGCUGACCUACAAGAACCAUGCCCUGGACGAGUUCUUGAAACACAUGCUACUAUUUUGCCCGAAAGAUGACAUGGUUAGAAUUGGUGGCAGGUCAAAAGAGCAAAUUUUAGAGUCCUGUAAUCUGAAAAGACUUGAAGGUUCGAUAUUAUACGACAAAGCUCUGAGUGCGGAGAUUCAAAACACGAGAAUAGAAAUCAACAGUAUUGAAUCGAAGAUUAAGAAGGUUUCAGCCGAGAUCGAAGCUAGUUCCUUCUUGACGCGGAGGAGUUUGGUCGACGAGUUGACAGAGGAACAACUACAGUCUUUGAUUGCUGAAGCUGACUGGGGAAAACCACCGAUAACGAAUGACAAAGUUGAAAUGUUGUCAAAGAAAAAGAUCAUCGGUGUGACCAUCACUGGAGCAUCAAUCAAUCAUGAUCUUCUUCAUCAGAUCGGUCCUAGUGUUGUGAUUGUUGAGGAAGCCGCUGAAAUCCUGGAACCAAGUCUUCUGGCUGCGCUGACGCCUUCUUUAGAACAUCUUAUUUUAAUUGGCGACCACAAACAACUCAGACCUCAAGUGGACACCCAUGAGUUGUCUAGAAACUACCAUCUUGAUAUCUCGAUGAUGGAAAGGUUGAUUGAAUCUGGAUUCCCUUUUAAAUCCCUUGCCAAGCAGAACCGAAUGCGACCCGAAUUUUCCGCUUUACUCCAUGAUAUCUACCCAAACCUUGAAGAUAACUUGCCACUGGUUUCGAAGAAUGAUCCUUUGAAGUGUAUUUCGAAGUCAAUGUUUUUCUGGUCCCACAAUGACCCCGAGAAAAGAGAUCGCACUUACACGAAUGCCAAAGAAGCAGAGCGAAUUGUGGCUCUUGUUGUUUAUCUCCUUUGCAAUGGUGUCCGUCCGUCUGAGAUCACAGUGCUAUCACCGUACCUCGGACAGACUAAGCUUCUGAGACGCUUGAUCAAACAAGAGAGAGCUAGACUACCUGAAUUUUUCAAAGAAACUGACGACGAGAGCGACGAAUGGGAAGGCUACGUCCAGGUGCAAACAAUUGACAUGUAUCAAGGAGAUGAAAACAAAUAUAUCCUUAUCUCUUUGGUGCGAUCCAACGAAGAGAAUAGAAUCGGAUUUCUGAGUAGAAUGAAUCGUCGUUGUGUUGCACAGUCCAGAGCACAAUGCGGUAUGUAUUUCGUUGGAAAUGUGAAUACCUUGUGCGGAGCAAAGGAUUCGUGUUGGACGACGUUCGUACGUUCGAUGAUGAGCCAAGAAUGUUUGAGCGAUGAGUUUCCUCUUCAGUGUGUCAAACACAAAUCCUCGAAGUACAAGGCUUUGGACGGCAACAUGAUUCGACAAGUGAACGCGAAACCUGUACUUUUGUGCAAGCAACGAUGCGGAGAUCCGUAUCCAAGUUGCGAUAAACAUCCUUGCAUGAAGUUUUGUUUCCCAAGACAUAAUCAUUUCGUUUGUCCCGAGAGCGUCGACGAUAAUUUCCCCGAUUGUGGUCACGAUGUGAAGCGACCUUGCCCGAAGAAGAUUACCGAACUUCGGUGUCAAGUUAUAUCAAUUGUUGAUCUCCCAUGCGGACACGAGGGGCCAAAGAUGUGCUCUCAAGAACUAUCUCAAGUUACAUGCAAAAUACCAGUCACUGCAACCUUUGCACGAUGCGGCCAUACGACAGAGAAACCAUGCCAUGUAAAGAUAGAAACGAUGAAGUGUCAGCAUCCUUGCAAAGAGAUGAAUUUAUGCGGAAUCCACCAGUGUAAAAAUGUUUGCGGAAAAAGUCAUGGCCAUGAACGGUGUGAAGAAAUGAUCGACUAUAAAUUUCCUAACUGCGAUCAUCCGUCUUCCAUACCGAAAAAGUGUUCGGAGGAAAUAACGUGGAAGUGUGUAUACAUGGUGUCCUUUGCAGGAGCCUGUGGUCAUGAAAUCCAAAAGAAAUGCCACCACAAUCAGAGCGAAGUGAAAUGUCCUGUUAAACCUUGUGGAAGGAUGAGAAAAUGCAAGCAUCCUUGUGCAAAUGCCUGCGGAGAUGACUGCGAGAAGGGUGAAUGCAAGCACUGCCAACGCGUGUUCAACAAGAAGAUGGAAGCAUUCCGCAACGCGGCCAGAAACAAAGUCAAAGAGCUGGAAGAAAAGAUCGAGAAACAAGAAAUCCCAAAAUUCUCUCGGGACGAGCUCCGUGCCUCAGGGUCCACCGCUGCUGAACACCAGAAAGUUAAAGAUCAAGUCCUAAAGUUCAUCCAACCUUGUCACAAAUGGUUCCCGAAUAUAACCAAGAUUGAAAAAGUUACAAAUCUUGAUUUGGAAAAGAAAUUUGAAGCUGCGAAAUCCAGAGCAUUCGGCGACUACAUCGACACAAAGUUCCAUGGCACGUCGGACACUGCUUUGGGAAAUAUUAUCCGAAAGGGCUUCAAAAUGCCAGAGGCCAAUCCCCGCCCUCCAAAAAAACCAGGCAUGUAUGGUCAAGGCAUCUACUUUGCUACGGACUCUUCGAAAAGCGCUCGAGAGAUUUACACCAAAGGUUCCCAAAAACUUUUGUUGUGUCAAGUUAUUCUUGGAAAGUGCAUGACUGUCGAGAAAGCGGAUAGCAGCUUAAAUAGGAAGAAACUUCGCUCUCAAGAAUUCGAUUCUGUGUAUGCCCCACGAGGUACAGAAGUGAUCAAUGAUGAGUUUGUCAUCUUUAAUCCAGACCAAGCCCUUCCUCAGUACAUCAUCCAUUUCUCUGACAGAAAAACACUGGUACCUCCCUCACCGUCCAUACAUACAAAAGAGGCUUGUAUCGUGAAGAAGAUGAAAGCAUCGAGAUCAGUGAACUUUCAAGAUCCAUUUGAAAUGUACUACAACUAUGCGGAAUCUCACUUCAGAAGAAUGGCAGCUACGAGUUCCCUACGCCGUGAAGCUACUAUUUCAUCCAUUGAUAUCGUAAUCAACAAAGAUCUCGAGGACAAGUUUGAAGCGACCAAGAAGUCGUUCAAAAGCCAAGGAAUUCCGGACACGGAGAUUCUUGCUUAUCACGGAACUGACAAGAAGAACAUCGAUAGUAUCCUCCAGAGCAACUUGCAGUUAAGUUACGCGAAAAGACAAGCUUAUGGCAAAGGUAACUACUUCUCAGAAUUCCCUGCUGUGAGUCUGGGUUAUGGCGAUGGUGGUCUUCUCUUGUGUCGCAUUCUUCCUGGAAAAGAAUUCGUCGACUCCACUGACUGUGAUAUCCCAUCAGACUACAAUUCCAAGAAAGUUAUAAGACAACAGGCUGCCGUGGCUACGCGGCUUGUUAGGAGACGUUAUGUUUUGAGACAUACAAUCUCAUCCAUCAGUACGGCCAACGCAAGUGGUGAUAUGAUCAUUAUUGAAAAUUCUGAUCAGAUUUUGCCCUUCUUUGUUAUCCAUCGUUGAGCUAACAUUACAC